Molecule: messenger RNA, 2238 nt
Organism: Rotaria socialis
Lineage: Eukaryota; Metazoa; Rotifera; Eurotatoria; Philodinida; Philodinidae
Source: the annotation of a GenBank genome assembly
AUGAUUUGUCGAGUUAUCUACGACGUUGAAUUUCGUGUAUUAGUAAAAGAAAAAUUAAGUCCAUCAGAUAGUGUUCUUGUCACUGGCUCAUGUGAACAACUCGGUGAAUGGACACCGAAUCGUUGUAUACCACUGACUCGUAUUGAUCGAACAGAAGAUGGCGAAAUAUGGUCAACAAAUAUUAAAGUCAAUGGACCCCAAAGAACUUUUUAUCGAUAUGUUAUUGCACAAAUUAUUCGAACGGACGAUGAUAUGAAUCUAAUUAUUAAAAAAUGGGAAACAUUUAAAGAAGCAAGAUAUUUAAUAUUCAACGAGACCGAAAAAAAUGAUCUCACUAGUACUGAACAACCACAAGAGUGUUUCGAUGUAUUUGGUUGUUAUAAAAAUAUAGUUCGAACUGAUAUUGGCUGGUUAACAGGUCAGUCGGAAAUUCAAUUACGUUUUCAUUCGAAUUCUCUACAAAUUUGGCCCACCAAGUUACGUGAUAAAACAUUCUCAUUAAAAGUUUCACCGAUCGAUUUAAAAUAUCAACAAGAAAAUGAAGAAGUAACAUCAGAAUCAGCGAAUCAAACCUACACACCAACAUCCAAAGUAUUUAUUCAAUCAGCUAUUUUACGUUUAUCCGGUUGUGAAACAAAUAUUCAAAGUGAUUACGGUGCAGUACUCGGAAAAGAUGAUUAUCUCAUUGUUAAAAUUCAAACCUUUGAACCUGAAAAUGUUACUUAUCAUAUUGAUUUUUAUCUUGUUGAUGAAUCAACACCAUUAAGAAAACAUAUAGGAUUUGCAUAUGUUCUACCGGUACAUUCAAAUCUUGAAUUAGCCGAUAGUAAACAACUCAAUCGAACAGUACCCAUUAUUGGACUCAAACAUAAUCCAAUAGGGCAAAUAAAAAUAGAUGUUUUGUUAAUUACACCAUUACAAGGCAUUGAACAAAAAUUUCUUGUUUCGCCAUCAAAAUAUUGGCGUGAAGGUCGAAGACCAGUCAACGUUGGUCAUAGAGGUUUAGGUAAAACAAAUACUGAACAUAUUCCAUUAAAACAUCAUUCAAACGAUAUAACUCGUCUUCGUUCAAGUGAUUUGCCACUCACUGCAAUAAGUAGUUCUUCGCCUCUAUCAUCGAUGCCACCAACAACACGACCAGUUCAAACAAAAUUUGUCAGCGAAAAUACGCUAGCUUCAUUCACCGGUGCAUUUCAACUUGGUUUUGACUUUGUUGAAUUCGAUGUACAACUGUCAAAAGAUAAAAUACCUGUUGUCUAUCAUGAUUUUCAAGUUGCUAUUACGCUUAAACGUAAAUUUCAUCAAGCAGAAUUAUUUGUUGUACCCGUUAAAGAUUUAACAUUGCCGCAAUUACAAUCCCUGAAAAUUUAUCAUGCCAGUAAAACUGAUGUUAUUAAAAUUGAAGACGAUAUAGAUGAAGAUGAACCAGUUGGGCAAGAGCAAUUUAGUUCAUUAUUUCCGACACUACAAGAAUUAUUUGAACAGUUGGAUCCUCAUCUCGGUUUUAAUGUUGAAAUAAAAUAUGCUAUGCAAUAUCGGCAUGGUGGUUCUGAGCAAAAUUAUUUUUUUGAAAGAAAUGAAUAUAUUGAUUGUAUUCUUCGUUGCCUGAUCACUUAUGCUAAUAAACGUGUUAUUGUGUUGUCAACAUUUGAUCCUGAUUGUGCAUCGAUACUUCGUCGAAAACAAACAUUAUUUCCUGUGCUUUUUUUAACACAAGGUGAAAAAAGUGAUUCGCCACAAUUUUUAGACGUACGAACAUGGUCGAUAAAUAUUGGUUUAUGUUUUAUUGUUGCUGAACAUUUAUCAGGUUUAGCUGCGCCAGCAAUAGAUAUUAUUGCAGAUAAAGAUUUUGUUAAACAUGUUAAAGAUAAUGGAAAAUUAUUAUUUAUUUGGGGAGAUGAAGCAAAUGAUAAAGAUGUAUCGAAAUGUUUGAUUGACUUGAAGGUGGAUGGUUUGAUUUUUGAUCAUGCAGCAGAACUUAGAGAUGAACAGUCAACAACAGAAAAUCUUUUCAUUGCUGAAGAACGCGAAGAAUUAGAAGUUCUCAAUAGUUUUCGUGAGAGACAACUUGAAAUAAGACAUCGCCAACUGUUACAAGAACUCGAAAGUUUACAAACAGCACGCGAAACAAGUAACUCAUCAACUGCAGCUACAAAUCCACCAGCCAGAUCAUUUGGAAAUAUUUACAGCAUAUCAGAACAAUGCGCCAUAGAUUCUAAUUUUAAAGAUUUUAUGUGA